AUGAGCGAGAGACUAUCGGGGCCCCACUUCUUCCCCUAUCGCAGGGUCUUUUUCGACCAGCAGGUGGCGAAGGAAGAAUCUGCCUAUCCAGUCGCUGGCCCCUUGACCGGGACGGUUGCAGGACGACGCAACAUCCAGGUGCGUCAACGGAAACUGAGUGCCGAUCUGGCUGCAAAAAUCUUUCAAGAAAGAACAUCCGAUCCAACGAGCAAGUAUGUGGAGAGCGAGGUGAUCGCCAAGUUCUAUGGGAUCAGCUCCAAGACCGUCCGUGACGUAUGGGAUAGGAAAUCGUGGGCAAGACACACAAAGAACUUGGUUCAUACAUUCAAGGAGCUUCCGCAGGCACAAAGGCAGAAAUCAGAGCCCAACCAACCGUCGCCGUCGCAAACGGAUAAGACCCACGAGAAUCCUCAGGAUAGUUGCAUGCGGUUCUUGGUGAGCGAAAAAUGUGAGCAAGGUGAAGGAGGAGGCGAGUCUGCAUGCUCCAGCGCGCCUUACGUCGAAUCUUGUUUGUCGAGAUCAAAUGUGCGGCGGAGCUCUUCCUCCUGCGACGAGAGUGAUGCAAGCUUCGGACCCACCCGGUGGUCACGGGAGGAGAGCACUUGCGAGUGCUUGGAUCAAUCCAGCCAAGAGGGCCCCAACGAGAUGGAGGAGAUUGCGGUUGGCUCGAUGGAAUUCUGUAUGCCUGAAGACACAAGUGAGUGGUGCCUACAACCAAGAGAAGCUCAGCGAGGUUUGGGCUGA
Guillardia theta CCMP2712 is the source of this 744-nucleotide messenger RNA. RefSeq lists its product as hypothetical. The record is from RefSeq and is a predicted model, not a curated record. The transcript has a single exon. Lineage: Eukaryota; Cryptophyceae; Pyrenomonadales; Geminigeraceae. Bases 1 to 744 code for a protein of 247 amino acids.